This is a messenger RNA of Biomphalaria glabrata, 2707 nucleotides long. RefSeq lists its product as uncharacterized. The transcript is spliced from 4 exons. Lineage: Eukaryota; Metazoa; Mollusca; Gastropoda; Planorbidae. The record is from RefSeq and is a predicted model, not a curated record. Bases 595 to 2178 code for a protein of 527 amino acids.
UUUCAUCAAAUGUCACGCAAGGGCAGGUAACCCAGACUGCCGAGGUUGCAGACACGCAAAAACACUGACAAGAGUGACGGUCCGCUGAGGCUUCGUGAAAUUAGUGCUUUUAAACACUUCCUGUGAAUGUCGUCUGCUGAGAAAAGAUAGAGAGGGGUUUUACACUACCGUGUAGCAGAAUUACUUCUGCUUUACAGCAAGCAUUUUAUAGUGAAUGUGUUUGUUGUUAUAUUGGAGAAUAUUUAAAGCGAAAUGUGGAUUAUUUUCUCUUUAGUGAACUUGGACUAAAUUUAGAUUCUGUCUCUAGAUUUAGGUCUAGAAUCUUAAUUAGAUCUAGUAUCUAGUCUAGACUUUGAUGGGAUCUCUGUAUACUAUUAGUCACAAUUAGUGUUUAGUUAAUAGUUAUAAUAUUAAAUAAUUAAUACAAUAUUUUCUUACUGAAGUGAAAGUGUGUCAUUACUUUUCUAUUGCCUGGCUGUAAGGAAAAUAAGAUCUACACAUUUGGUCUUACAUUUUAAAAGUUUAAGGAUAUCUGAAAUCGUUAGCUCAAAAGAAUUUUUACAAGAAGGCAUUUGGUUCAAUUAGUCACUGUCGAUGACCAGGCCGGAUGUGACGUCAUCAACCCCAAGCUCGACCAUGGGCUCACGAGCUGACGACCCAAGCAUGACGCCCAGUCAGCGUAAGCGACCCUUGUCUAUUAUCGAGGAACAUGACAGCGGCGAUGAUGCGCCCUUACCGGAUACACCUGGUGAAGGGAAGGCGACUAUUCGCGCCAAAGAAAAUAUCUCUCCGUUGGUCGUUUGUGAAGAAACACCACACUCGGAGCAGCUCUCAAACAAGAAGCAUAAAAUAAUUACCAAUUUCGCGACUCUUGACCAAGGUCCAGUCAAAGUUAGCGCUCAGAAAAAUAACACUUCAAAACAGAAAAAGGGGGAAGCUAACAUCAGAUCGACGUCAUUGUCGCCUGCUAAAUCCAAAACGAGUCAGCCAAUCCCUGCAAACCCUAGCACUGAUAUCAAAAUACCCGGAUGGAAAAAGAAGAAGCAAAGGUCUCCAAAGAAGAAUGUUGUUUCUCCCAGUCUGUCUGACCCAACAAGUAAAUCAUUCCAAGAUAAACAGAACCAUACAGAACCACGGACAAAGUCCCAACGCAACAAAAGAAAAUCUCAGGAAGAAAAAGACAUUUCCAAUAUAUUGACCACGACCCACACAGACACAACUAGUCAAACUUCCCCAUCUAAAAUCAUUACUGACGGCAACGGGCUAGCCAGAAUAAGGGAAACCGCUGAGCGGUUGAACUUGACAUCUUCCUCUACGUCGCCGCCCUUGGUAACGUUGACAAGUCCCAAAUUCAGCCACAGGCUGAGGCUAGCUCACGCCUCUGGUGGUGCACGGCCUUUUUCAGAGGGCGGCGCCAUAGUUGCCGACAAUCUACCUCAGAUAACUAUCACCUCCAGCUCAGGGACUUUAAGACUUCCUCCAGAUGAACAAAAUGCACCCAUGCUAGAUAUACAAAGUCGCGGCGGUGUUUCUGGGAUGAAUUCCAAGAUGCCUUGCCGUGUUCCUUUCGUUUCAAAGUAUGCCUCGUCAAAGUUCGGGAGCUCCUAUUUCACCAGGCGUGUCCGGAACGACUCGGUCGGCUCUCUCUCGGAAGGCGAGCUCAGCGAGGGCAGCGUUGGCGUCAACGACAGCUUCGACGACGUGUCGGUGGGCUCAGACCUGAAGAGAGUGCAGGAGACGACAGAGAAGCUUCACCUCAGUCCCAGACGGCCCAGCAUCAUGCAGUGGAGGCAGACGUACAUGGAGAGCCCCGAUUCCCCCAUGUUGAGAACAGCACUUAAUGGCGACGCUUCUGACGAGGGUCUAACAGCUGACCGGAAAGAAAGAAUAAACUCAGCCCUUGAUUGGCUGAGAAAUGAAUUGCAAGAAAUGAGAAGCCAAGAUCAGACGCUAGCUCGUCAACUGUUGAGCAUUAGGCAGGAUCUACACAAGCUCAAACUUCGGCGAUGCACAGAGCAACACCAAGACCUGAUUGAUGACUUCCAAUCAGAGCUAGAAGAUCUCCAAGAGUUUUCUUACGUCCUUGACAUCCCCCAGCCUGUUUACGGAAACAAUCCUUUAAAGCACAUCGGAGUCACACGCAUGAAUCUCAGUGCUAGGCGGUUCUCUGCAUGCUAGCAUACUACACUGACAUAUAUAUUUGUACAUGUGGAUGUGAAACCUAUAUAACAACCAAGUCGCAAUUUAGUUUUCAAGAAGCGUUAGACUUUCUGUUUCCUGUUGUUCAUACUUCAUCUAUGUUUUAAGUAUUGGAUUGUGUAUGUUCUGAAUGAUGGUUGGCUGACUGGCUUUGAUCUAACUGUGUCAAAGUAUUGAUUAACCUAUCAAGUUAUUUUUUUGAAAAUCAAAACAGCCUUGAUGCUGAAUGAAAUUUUUUAGAGGGAAAUUUAAAAAAAAGAGUGUAACCAUUUUACUUUUGAUGUAAACAAUUUUUUUAAAUUAAUAUUUUGAGUAAAAGAAAACAAUCAAUGAGGGGUUUUUUUUUGUCUUUUGUUGUAUGCACGAAAUAUAUAUGCAAGUGUUUCAAAAUUAUGUUUCUAGUUGACAUUCCUUCUGAUAAACAAAAUUGUGAUAAUGAUGAUAAUAUCCCUUGGCUAUGAUGGUCUCUUCUAGCCUUACAAUAAACAAAGUGACUGAUAUAAUAGAA